This is a messenger RNA of Anoplophora glabripennis (Asian longhorned beetle), 1222 nucleotides long. Its product is annotated as LETM1 domain-containing protein 1. Lineage: Eukaryota; Metazoa; Arthropoda; Insecta; Coleoptera; Cerambycidae. Gene Ontology annotation, cellular component: mitochondrial inner membrane. The transcript is spliced from 4 exons. The coding region runs from base 85 to 1152 and encodes 355 amino acids. The record is from RefSeq and is a predicted model, not a curated record. Gene Ontology annotation, biological process: intracellular monoatomic cation homeostasis. Gene Ontology annotation, molecular function: ribosome binding.
ACGUCAAAUAACGCUUGAAAUUUUAUUUUUUAAUAUGAAUUAUGGUACAUAAGAUAUAUUUAAUAUUACUCGCAAUUCAUAAAUAUGAAUUCUACUAUAACCAUAAAUGCCUCAAGGAUGUACCUUAAUAGAUUAACAAAAUCACAUAUAGGUUCAAUUACAAGAAUCUCAUCAGUUCGAGAAGCUCACAGAAAAUCAAUUUAUAAAACUGAAGCCAAGAAAAUUAGGUUUUAUGUUUUGAGUAGAUAUGUUGAAUAUCUUAAAAACUAUGACAAAAUAUUGGAGAAAAGCUUUCCCGGCGCUAUGCGCGUGUACAGGGUUUUUAUGGACGGAGUCAAAGAUUUUAUAAGGGAUACCAAAGAUUAUUUUAAGAUUAUACGAAUUUUAAACGCCACUGGUAGUGACUUCAGCAAACUUCUUCGAAGAGAAAUAGAACUCUAUCACCAAAUGCCCAAAGAUAUGAGAAAGGUAGCUCCAGUUUUAUUAGUUUCGGCACUACCAUUUGGAAACUAUGUUAUAUUCCCUUUAGCUUAUAUGUUCCCCAGACAUUUGCUUUGCUCACAUUUUUGGAGCUUACAACAGAGGUCCGAUUUUAAUAUAAUUUUUCUCCAAAAUCGAUUGAUCCAUAACAGGCCGGUAUUUCGCCACUUACAAAGCCAACUAGAUUUCUUAAAGUGCCAUCCCCUUCACGAUCAGUGGGCUAAUAUCCUGGGAAAGUUAGGUAGCGGUCAACAAACAAGUCCUGAAGAGAUAUUAAAAUGCAAAGAAUUGUUUACUUCUGAACCAUACCAUUUACUCUACCUAAGUCGAAAUCAUGUUUUGCAUUUACUUAAAAUGCAUGAACAACACAAGGGGUGGUUUCGCAGGACGCGAUUAGCUGAUAGAGCUUUUAUACUGAUACAAAUGGAUAAAGCAAUAAUGAGGGAAGGUGGCGUGCAUAAUUUACCGAUUGACGCAUUAAAAAAUGCAUGCUUUAUCAGAGGACUGAAUCCCACAAAUAUGAAAAAUGAGGAGAUGGUAGUGUGGUUGACCGACUGGAUAAAAUUGUCAAGUAAAAUUGACAAAGACAGUUAUUCUUUACUUCUCCAUUCUCCUGUAUUAUUAGGUUACAAUGCGCCAUCAAAUUGGGCUCUAAUUUAUCCACCAAAGUAGUUAUAAAUCCUUGUUUCCUUGUUACUAUUUAUUACACAACCUGUUACCACAUGGGGACGAUAUAGGAAAU